CUUGAUCUGGUCCAGAUGAUCACAAGACUCAAUCUACACCAGCUGCUAACACUAUGAAGGACCAGGCUAAUGUCAAUAUUCAGCUCAGCAAAAAGAAGUUAGCCUCAAGAGCUUAUACUGCUACCAUAAGGAUUCUAACUUCAAAUGGGGUUGCUCCAUCAAAUGAAACUACUCUAGCUACUCUCCGGUCCAAGCAUCUCUUUGCUCCUCCCCCUGUUUUUUCCUCUGAGCUCCAUGGUGUGCAACUUCUUAUUACAAACUCUAACAUGGUUUUCAGCAGACUAUGUAGUUUUCCCAAGGGUACUAGUUGUGGUAGAGAUGGGCUUCAUGCUCAGCAUAUGCUUGAUGCACUUACAGGACCUGCUGUUGCCAUUGCUAAUGAGGUUCUUCAUUCUGUUACUGCUAUUGUAAAUCUUUUAUUGUUAGUUGGCACUAUAUGGAAGAGAUUAGUGUCCAAAGUUGCAGCUUCUAUGAUUAACAAGGAAAUGGCUUCUUAUUUGGGAAAGUUUCAAUUUGGUGUUGG
Molecule: messenger RNA, 523 nt
Organism: Cuscuta europaea
Lineage: Eukaryota; Viridiplantae; Streptophyta; Magnoliopsida; Solanales; Convolvulaceae
Source: the annotation of a GenBank genome assembly